AUGGAGUCCAUAAGGGAAGCCCUGGCCAAAUUCGGCAAUGCCUGGAACAACGAAGUGCCUCCUGCGCUGGCAAAACUCUACGGGCCCAUUCAAGCCCAGCACAACAAGAAGUACGCAGGCCAGAUCAAGGCGGAGACUGCCAUCAAAUAUGGGCCGGAUCCGAGGAAUCGUCUCGAUGUUUAUACCCCGGUAGAGGCGGACACAUCUGGGGGCUCCGGCAAACCUGUUGUUGUCUUCAUCCACGGUGGUGGCCUUGUGACUGGUGAUAAUACCAUGUAUGCUAACAUUGGCAAUUAUUUCACCAGUAAUGGCUACAUCACAUGUCUCGUCACAUAUCGCCUAGCUUUGCAAGGGGGGCACCACCCCAACGGUGCAGAGGAUGUUGCCUCCGCACUCCAGUGGAUCCAAGCAAACAUCUCCAAGCACGGUGGAGAUCCCGGCAAAGUUGUCGCCAUCGGCCAAAGCGCGGGCGGCCUACACCUCGCCACGGCAAUGUUCCUCGGCAAGCUCGAUCCAAACCCCAAGCCGCUCGUCCACGGCGCGGUCCUGCUGUCAGCUGCCUUCAUGGCAGAUAGCAGCGACCCCAGCCGGGCGAGCGUGCUGAAAGACUGGUUCCAAACCGAUAACCUGUUCGAGAUCAACCAGCGCUGGUCGCCGGUUGCCAUCUUCCGUCAACAGUUCUUCGGCACGGCGACAACUCCGCCGCGCGAGAAGCUGCCAUGUGCGCUGCUGAUGAUGGUCGGCGAGGAUGAGGCCGAUGAGAUCCUCGACGGUACAUUCGAAUUCCUGAGUGAUUACAGGAAGAGGUUCUCCAAGAUGCCGCUUUUCGAAGUGCUCAAGGGUCACAACCAUGUCUCGUACACCUUUGGGCUGGGUCUGGAUGAGCCAGAGUAUGCAGCUGUCGGAAAUAGGCUGCUUGCUUUCAUUAAGGAGAAGACUGCAUAG
Molecule: messenger RNA, 945 nt
Organism: Diaporthe amygdali
Lineage: Eukaryota; Fungi; Ascomycota; Sordariomycetes; Diaporthales; Diaporthaceae
Product: carboxylesterase type b
Exons: 2
Coding region: 1-945 (314 amino acids)
Source: RefSeq, a predicted model, not a curated record